Triticum dicoccoides is the source of this 2188-nucleotide messenger RNA. RefSeq names its product putative disease resistance protein At3g14460. The record is from RefSeq and is a predicted model, not a curated record. The transcript has a single exon. NCBI's taxonomy places the organism in Eukaryota, Viridiplantae, Streptophyta, Magnoliopsida, Poales, Poaceae. The coding region runs from base 114 to 1364 and encodes 416 amino acids.
GAAGAGAAAAAAUCCUGAUUCAGACUAAAUCCUUCUCUAUCUUCUUUUUUGAAAAGAUCUUUGUAAAAAUCAGAGGCUAUUUUUAACAUGAGGGAUUUGUCGAUUCAUGCAAGAUGAUCAAGAGCAUGGAAGAUAUUGGAAGGGAUUACUUCUAUGAGAUGGUCUCUGUUUCAUUCCUUCAGCGAGAGGGAUAUACCCAUGUCAUGCAUGAUCUCCUUCAUGAUUUGGCACAGUCACUCUUGAAACAAGACUGCUUCAGAUUGGAAGGUGAUAGGGUGACGGAAAUACCAUGCACCGUUCGGCAUCUCUCUAUUCGCGUUGAGAGUAUGAAACACCAUAAGCAAAGUAUCUGCAGGUUACAUCAUUUACGCACUGUUAUCUGCAUUGACCCACUAACGGAUGAUGUAAGUGAUGUUUUUAAUCAGAUACUGCAGAGACUGAAGAAGUUGCAUGUACUAUAUUUGUCGUUCUACAACAAAAGCAAGUUGCCAGAAUCUAUUGGUGAGCUGAAGCACCUUCGAUAUCUGAACGUUAUGAGAAGUUCGGUUUCUGAGCUGCCGAGAUCAUUGUGUACUCUUUAUCACCUGCAAUUUCUUCAGUUCAGUGAUAAAGUCCAUAGUUUGCCUGAGAUGCUCUGCAACUUACGUAAUCUACGUCAUCUUGGGAUGUACGUUGAUAUGAUGGGCUCAAUAUACAAAUCAACUCGGCAGCAUCUCCCGCAAAUUCCUAACAUAGGCAAGCUAACCUCACUCCAAAACCUUGAGGAUUUUUAUUUGAAGAAGCAGAAGGGCUAUGAGUUGCGACAGCCGGGGAACAUGAACGAGCUUGGUGGCAGUUUAAGUGUCAAAAAUCUCAAUAUUGUCACUGGGAAGGAUGAAGCCUCAGAGGCGAAGCUACAUCAGAAAAGUCAUCUCGAAAGCUUGCAUUUUGCCUGGUGUGGCAGGAAUGAUGUUAGUGCAGAGGAUUGUUUACAUUUGGAGGUUUUAGAAGGUCCGAAGCCACCGCCUCAACUUCUGGCCCUUGCAAUCCAAGGUUAUAGAGCAGCGAAAUAUCCAAAUUGGUUGUUUGAGGAUUCGUAUUUUCUGAAUUUGGAAUCCUUUUCGCUUGCUGAUUGCAGUAUGUUAGAAGGCCUACCAUCCAACAUCGAGCUCUUUAGGAACUGCUGUUUACUUGUCCUCAAGAAUGUCCUAAACCUGAAGAUAUUGCCUUGUCUUCCAGCAGGGAUUAAAAAGUUAGAAAUAAAAAAAUGUCCACUGCUUAUCUUUAUUUCCAACUAUGAGCUGGAACAACAUGAUCAAAGUGAGAACAUCACGAGGACAGACCACAUGCAAUUGCUUCUGUAUGGGAGGUGUCUCAAGAAGUAACGAUUUGGAAGGUACUGUCCUGGGAACAUUCAUCACUGAAGCAGUUGAUCCCAUGGACGGGCGAUGGUACGCCGUUACAUCUUCAAACCAUUGGGAGUGCUCUUGGAACAUGGCCAGGUGAAAUGUUAAGUAUAAAAGAGGAUAUCAUCAAGGCAUGGGUAUGUUGCCACGAGCAGAGGAUAAGACUAAUAUAUGGAGGGAGAGCAGGGCUGCCGCUGGUUGCACCAUCAGGACUUUGUGAACUUUGUCUUCAUGCAAUAUUACAGAUGGAGCAUUAGCUGUUUGCCUUGAUGGCCUCACUUCACUGAAAAGGCUGUGUUUAUCAAAGGUUAUGACUUUAACUACACUUCCAUCAUAAGAGGUCCUCCAACAAUCGACAAAGCUUUGUAACAUGAGAAUCAAAGAAUGCUGGUGUCUCCGAUCAUUAGGGGGCAUACGAGCUGCUACCUCUCUUGAGCACCUUACGUUGGCUUCCUGUCCUUCUUUGGAGUUGGCAAGAGGAGCAGAAAUCAUGCCCUUAUCCCUUCAGUAUCUCUAUAUACACGGGGAUGUGUGCUAGCAGCGGACUUCUUCUGUGGUGACUGGCCACAGUUGAGAAGUAUCCUCAUAUGGGGUUGUAGAAGCACUGCAACCCUGUCGUUUGGUAGUUUAACCUCCCUCGAAUUAUUAUCACUUUCAUCUCUGCCAGAUUUGUGCAUUCUUAAAGGAUUGCCUUCCCUGCAACUUCAUCAUCUAGUUUUACAAAAUGUUCCCGAUCUCACCACCGAGUGCAUCUCACAAUUUCGAGUCCAGGAAUCACUCAACAUUAGCAGCUCCGCGAUGCC